Molecule: messenger RNA, 1878 nt
Organism: Ostreobium quekettii
Lineage: Eukaryota; Viridiplantae; Chlorophyta; Ulvophyceae; Bryopsidales; Ostreobiaceae
Source: the annotation of a GenBank genome assembly
AUGUUCACAACCCCUUCCGCAACAAGGCCUCUCCCAAAAAAGGUUGCUCACCAUCGCCAGUCGUCAUCAUGGUGCACCGCCUUGUCAGAAUGCAGUUUCCACUCAGCAGAGGAGGGUUUGGAGUUGCUGGACUUGGAUGACCGUGACGAGGCAAAUGUCCUGGACUGGCGAGGCCAUAAACAGAGCAGGCUGCACGCUCGCUCCAGGUCAUUGGAGUCCUUCCCCUUUAGUCACGAGCCCAGGCAAGGGCCCCUGGAGUGCAUCGCCACUGGUAUUCCAGCUGCAGAGGGUACUCCACUACCUUCAAACAAGUCAAAGGACAUGCCAGCAGUUCCACCCCUGAGGCUCCAACACAUGAGCUCCGGCAAAUUCAAAGCUACGAUCAGUGUAGAGUUCUCUGAGGAGGGCCCCGGAGGAUUCAAGACAAGUCAGAACCACCUGUUUGUUGCAAGUCAGCCCCUGCAUUUCUGUACAGCUGGUGCCUCUCAGAGGAACAUGGCACCGGCAACAUCGUUUCAGAGCAGCAAGAGUACAAAAAAGGGCACUGAUUCAUUCCAGACUGUGUCAAAUGAGCUGUUUGUAUCAGGCCAAGACACUCAGCCUCAGAGGGUUGGAAGUGGUGAGCCGUUAAGGCCAUUUCAGGGUGGCAAACAGGUUGAGGUCAGGUCACCUGUAAAGAGGACUGCAACACGGUUUGCUCGGUUUGCCUGUAUGUGUGCCACCCCAGUGGAUGAUCAGGGUGCAUAUCCGGAGAAUGGCAUCCAGGGGCCAGAUAGGGACACUGCCAGUGAGGGGGAGAUGAGGACACCGGUGUCUGGAAGUUCCCCUGGGCGUCUGAAGUCAAUAUGGGCAAGCUUUCGGUGGCGAAACAGUGGCUCUAGACUGGUAAAUAGAGUGUCUGAUGGGGGCGAUGAGUGCCCAGAGGGAGGGUCUCUGGGAGGCUAUCCGCUUAGAGCAGUGCAGCCAACAUCUCAGGCGAAAGCGACUGUUGGUGUUAAUGAGGGGUUUGCAGAUCUCAGAAUGAAGAGCCUAUGCCCAAGUAUCCCAGGCACAGACAACAAGAAAUUCACAGCCCAUGGUCCAAACACAUCUUGGGUGGACGAGCAAUUCUUUGACUGCAGUGACACUUGGGAGGUGAUGCUGGCACCUUUUGAAUCUGCCAGGGGCACGAACAGAUCUAUCGACAAUCAACAUGCAAGGGCAAACAGUGGGACCAUAGUGGCCAGGGACAGGGGACCACCACGGCCACACAGACUGAAAGCCAGUGUGGAAGAUUUCGAACCAAUAUACCCAGCUCUGAGCGCAAGGGGUGGCACUGACGAUGUGAACAGAAAUUGGGUUGGGAACCUGUCAGCUAGGAAGGUCAGGCUCCCAGGCCUGGCAGAUGUCCCCAGGCAGGAUGAGAUGGGGGAAGGAGUGAAGAAGCUUGAGGAGCUGAUUGACCGAUGUACAGGAAUUUGGCAGCGAAUUCCUGAGGAGAGUGACGACCCCUCACCAUUAUGUGAUGUGAUGGAGUUGCCAUGGGUUUUCAAGCGGGCACUUGGCAUGGCCACGCAAACAGAGGUGGUUGUCUAUGAGGAUCGGGUGUUUGUGAAGCCCAAAUUGUUUGGCAUCCCAAUACCAACAGCAGCUACCCCCUGGUCACGAGAGGGCGUGAUGGUCCCCAGAAGGGACAAGAGGAAAGGCAUGUCCAGGAUAUCGCUUGUGAGGACGACAUUUGGCUUCAGACAAUACAAUUGUUGGGCAGACCCUUAUGCCGGGAUGAGCAUCGUGGAAAUUGGGAUUUGUGAUGACGGCAAGCUUGUGAUGAGCACAUUUGUCAAGCGGCGGACUGGUCCUUCUUGCAAAAUCAGGACUUGCAUGGCGAAGAUACAGUGA